AUGAAACAUCGACGCGGGACGAAAGAAGGUGGCAAGCAAAUAAGAAAACGGCUCUCGCAGUUUCAUUGGUGGCUACAGGAUAGAAGCAGGUUGGUGCGCUGGGUGGUUCUUCUGGAUCGACGCCAGGCGUCCGCCGAAUUUAGCACCGCGACGCUGACUAACUCGCGUGGCAUUCAUUCAAUCGCCGACCAAAAAGCCCGCUGCUUGCAUAGUCUCUCGCUGCAUAGUCUUCGUUUGCAUGAACGAAUGCCGCUCGCAUUGCACUCAGAAAACUUCACUUUCCAUUUUUCCCUUCUCAUUUUUAAACGCUUUGCAAGUCGUUUUAAAUGCGACUCUAUCACAUAUACAUACUUUAAUAUCAAAAGGUAUACAACAAUCCUUUAUCGUGGUUCAUCACUUAAUUACAUCGAUAAGAAACAAGAUAAACGGAUACAUAGACCUCCAGCCUAUCUUCCCCCACGUGUUUCGACCCACGUCGAAAGAAAAAAUAAAUCUUCAUACACUUUCUUACGAACAUGUAACAAUUUAGUUGAAAGAAACUCGGUAUAA
Molecule: messenger RNA, 549 nt
Organism: Frieseomelitta varia
Lineage: Eukaryota; Metazoa; Arthropoda; Insecta; Hymenoptera; Apidae
Exons: 2
Coding region: 1-549 (182 amino acids)
Source: RefSeq, a predicted model, not a curated record